CUUUUAGUUAAAAGCUGUGCUUUCUAUAGCAAGAAAAACUCUUUUUCUCCAUCUUUUUACAGCUUCAUAUAUUUCAUACAGAGUUCAGAGGAAAAGGAACAAGUUUUAUGUAAUUAUACCAUGUGCACGUUUUUUUGACCUGUCUGCAAUUUUACAUUUAAUGGUGGUGAACGAAAUAUCGUAAAACAAUUAUUAGUACGCGAGAUCUGAGUCAUUCAAUAGUUAGUACAUAAUAAACCUAACAUUCACUCAUAUCUACAAAUAUGUUCAUUUGGGACUGGUUUGCAGGAGUUUUAAAUUACCUUGGUCUUUGGAAAAAGAGUGGUAAACUCUUGUUUCUUGGUUUAGAUAAUGCAGGCAAAACCACGUUACUUCACAUGCUCAAAGAUGAUCGACUAGCUCAACAUGUACCUACAUUACACCCAACAUCAGAAGAACUUUCUAUUGGAAAUAUGAGGUUUACAACAUUUGAUCUUGGAGGACAUCCUCAAGCUCGAAGAGUUUGGAAAGACUAUUUUCCUGCAGUAGAUGCAAUAGUAUUCCUUAUUGAUGCAAGUGACAGAACACGGUUACCAGAAUCGAAAGCUGAAUUUGAUGCACUUUUAACUGAUGAACAACUCAGUGCAUGUCCAGUUUUAGUGCUAGGUAAUAAAAUCGAUAAACCAGGUGCAGCAUCAGAGGAUGAACUUAGAAAUUAUUUCAAUCUUUAUGGUCAAACAACAGGAAAAGGAAAAAUUUCUCGCAAUGAAAUACCUGGUCGUCCAUUGGAAUUAUUUAUGUGUUCAGUACUGAAAAGACAAGGGUAUGGUGAAGGUUUCCGCUGGCUUGCUCAGUACAUUGAUUGAAUGCAUACAGUAAUUUAAAUACUCAGAUUUGUGGCAGUUCAUUACAUUUCCCUUUCCUCUAAUUCAUAUUGGAUAUUAGUACAGAAGUGUAUUAUCCUUCAUGUGAAUUGAGCAGUAGGGAAGGAAUAUUAAUAUAUAAACUGCAAUAACAGAUUCAGAACAGUGCAAAUAAGUUUAAAAAGAAAAACUCAAAAAUAUAACAUGACGAACGUGAUAGAACUAACUUUUUAUUUUAAUACAUAAAGCCUAUAAGCUAUAUAAAUUUUUUUAAUUUCAUAUAAAUUCUGUGAAUUUUCGUCAUUUUGCAAAUUAUAUUAUGAAAACACACUUGACAUAAUAAAAAUAAACAUUUUGAUAAAUAAAGUAAUAAAUUAUUCAACAAUUUUAAGUGUUUCUCAAAAUUAUUUUUUAUAAUGUAAAUGUUUUAAUUACAUCAAGAAUAUUUUAAGUAUUUUUGAAAAUUAAAAAGGUACGAUAAAUGUAUUUGGUUUGGUUUUUCUGUUUUACUUCAAUAGUAAGGAUAUAAAUAAAGUGAAAAUAUACUUGUUUAA
Messenger RNA from Frieseomelitta varia, 1396 nucleotides. It is a transcript of the gene Sar1, whose product is annotated as GTP-binding protein SAR1. NCBI's taxonomy places the organism in Eukaryota, Metazoa, Arthropoda, Insecta, Hymenoptera, Apidae. Gene Ontology annotation, cellular component: endoplasmic reticulum exit site; COPII vesicle coat. The record is from RefSeq and is a predicted model, not a curated record. Gene Ontology annotation, biological process: intracellular protein transport; endoplasmic reticulum to Golgi vesicle-mediated transport; vesicle organization. Bases 264 to 845 code for a protein of 193 amino acids. The transcript is spliced from 6 exons. Gene Ontology annotation, molecular function: GTP binding; GTPase activity.